AUGUCGAAGUGCUGUAAGCUUUCUGACCACACUGUUUGCAAGAUUUACAACGAUAUUGUUCAUGUCAGUUUGGAAUCAAAUUUCACCCCAAGGAUAUCAACUUCGUCCUCAGAUGUUAUUGUUGGUCUUCACAUCACCAAGGUUAGAGUUCCGACUCCCUUAGCGGUAGGGGAAGGAGGUUGGCUCGAGUGUGAGUUUGUGGAUGAGGGUGAGAGCAUCUACGCUCUCAAGUGGUACUUGGGCCUCGACGAGUUCUACCGCUGGACGCCAGCUGAGAACCCUCCAGUUAAAACAUUCCCAGUUAAGGGCGACCCCUUGACAGUAGACAUAGCUGCUUCGAACAGAGGCAAAGUCAAGAUCCAUGAUGUGACUCUCGGAGCGUCAGGAGUUUUCCGCUGCGAGGUGUCUGCUGAGGCACCGGACUUCCACACCGAGUCUGACGUUGCCACCAUGACUGUUGUGGGUGAGUGUCCGUUAUGA
Molecule: messenger RNA, 480 nt
Organism: Cherax quadricarinatus
Lineage: Eukaryota; Metazoa; Arthropoda; Malacostraca; Decapoda; Parastacidae
Source: RefSeq, a predicted model, not a curated record